Molecule: messenger RNA, 525 nt
Organism: Colletotrichum lupini
Lineage: Eukaryota; Fungi; Ascomycota; Sordariomycetes; Glomerellales; Glomerellaceae
Exons: 3
Coding region: 1-525 (174 amino acids)
Molecular function (GO): protein binding
Source: RefSeq, a predicted model, not a curated record
AUGAAUCUUGGCCUCGAUCCGAACCAGGCUGGGGACGGAGCUAAAUCAACUUUUGACGUCUGUCUCGAACAUGGUCACGAAGUCUGCACACGAGUUCUGAUCAGCUUUGGAGCUUCCGGGAAGCCUGGCACUGUUGGAGAAAUUCUGAUCGACAUUCAUCCAUCCUCUCAAAGCUUAUCAAGCAUGGGCCCAACAUCGGAGUCAGUCCAGCAACGAUUUUCUCUGGAGAGUCCUAUAAUCCAGGCUGUUCUCUCGUCCACGAGAGUGGGUUUUUUUAACACGGCACUUCGCCUUACUAUCAAAUGGCCGGCUACCCUGGAAAUCCUUAUCUCAGACGACAAUAUACAUCCCAAUACUGAAGUGAAGAACGGUGCAGGCCAUACGCCCUUAUGUAAGGCUGUUUGCGAAGGCCAGUAUGAAUCAACGACCUUGCUUCUGGAAAGAGGGGCUUCCCCAGAACUCAUCGGCCGUGGACAGAGGCCCAUGGACUGUGCGAUUCACAACAAGGAUGGUGAGACUUCUUAG